CCUUUCUUCCCCAGCUGCGUUCUUUUUGAGCAGUCCCUUUCCUUUGGUUAAACCAAAUAUUAUUUUUUAAUACAUUUUGUGUCUCCUAGGGAGGUAAGGUGGGAGGAGAGAAAGAGAGAGGAGGAGUCAGCAAGAGAGGAAAGAGAUACAGAUCUUAAAAUGUAAAACGGAGCUUGCUGAACCAGUACUUAAUAUUUUUUUUUCAAAAACUACAGCACUCCUGUGCUGUUGGAACAAGCUUUUUUGUUUUCACACUCAAUGCUCAGCUGUGGGGCUGGGGAACAGAGAUGGAGAGAAUGGAUUUUGAAGGUAAGACACCCAAAAAGUACUGCAUGAAGAAAAAACAUGUGGCUAUCAUCUGUGGCGUGAUCAUUGCUGUGGGUCUCAUUCUGGGACUUGCACUGGGAUUAAGCAGACCAGACUGCCAUAUUUCAGAAGAUGGGCAGGUAACAACAGAAUCACCCACAAGGCCCACAACGGGAUCACCCACAAGGCCCACAACGAGAUCACCCACAAGCCCCACAACGAGAUCACCCACAAGCCCCACAACGGAAUCACUCACAAGCCCCCCAACAGAAGACACAGACCCUUGCCCUGCUCUGAAUGAUGACAGUGGAGCCUGGACAGAUUUCAGAUUACCCAUCUAUGUUAAGCCACUUCAUUAUGACUUGGAGCUGACACCGGAGAUGGAAGCAGAUCGUUACACUGGACAAGUCACUAUCCUUAUCAGGGUGGAAAACACGACUAGGCACCUGUGGCUUCACCUCCGAGAGACAAAGAUCACAGAAAUGCCCCUGCUGAAGACAUUAUCUGAUGAACCAAUCACUCUAAACCAAUGUUUUGAGUACAAACCACAGGAAUAUAUAGUGGUAGAAGCAGCACAAGAACUCACUUCUAAUAGCACUUAUCGCCUGACGAUGAAGUUCCAAGGCUAUUUAAAUGGUUCCCUGGUUGGAUUUUACAGAACAACAUACAUCGAGAAUGGAAUAACUAAGAGCAUAGCAGCUACUGAUCAUGAGCCCACGGAUGCACGGAAAUCAUUUCCUUGCUUUGAUGAACCUAACAAAAAGGCAACUUACAGCAUAUCCAUAGUCCAUGAAGAUACAUAUGAAGCUCUGUCAAACAUGCCAGUGAAGGAAACAAUACCAUUGGGUAAUGGUUUGACUCGGACAACAUUCCAAGACUCUGUUACAAUGAGCACUUACUUGGUGUGCUGGGCUGUGCACCAAUUUAACUACACAGAAAGAAUUUCAAAGAGAGGAAUUCCUCUCCGAGUUUAUGCACAACCACAGCAAAUACACACAGCAGAAUAUGCAGCAAAUGUGACUAAAAUUAUAUUUGACUUCUUUGAAGACUAUUUCAACAUGAACUAUUCUCUUCCCAAACUGGACAAAAUAGCCAUUCCUGAUUUUGGUACUGGGGCCAUGGAGAACUGGGGACUGAUCACUUACAGAGAAACAAAUCUACUUUAUGAUCCGGAAGAAUCUGCAGCUUCUAACAAGCAAAGAGUGGCUGCUGUGGUUGCCCAUGAACUGGUACAUCAGUGGUUUGGAAAUAUUGUGACCAUGGACUGGUGGGAUGACUUGUGGCUGAAUGAAGGGUUCGCCAGCUUCUUUGAGUUUAUAGGGGUAAAUGAGGCAGAAAGAGAUUGGCAAAUGCUGGACCAAAUUUUAAUUGAUGACCUGUUUCCAGUGCUGAAGGAAGACUCUUUGCUCUCUUCUCACCCUAUUGUAGUGAACGUGAAUUCUCCUGCUGAAAUAACCUCUGUGUUUGAUGGCAUAUCCUACAGCAAGGGAGCAUCAAUCCUCAGGAUGCUUCAAGACUGGAUCUCAUCAGAAAAAUUCAAGACUGGAUGUCAGAAAUACUUAACUGAGCACAAUUUCAAAAAUGCAAAAACAGACGAUUUCUGGAGAGCUAUGGAAGAGGCAAGUGGUGAGCAAGUGAAAGAAGUAAUGGACACCUGGACCCGGCAGAUGGGAUACCCUGUGCUGAAUGUGGAUUCUAACUCAACAAUCACGCAGAAACGUUUCCUCCUGGACCCUAAAGCAAAUGCUUCUCAUCCAUCUUCAAUAUUCAGUUACAUGUGGAAUAUUCCAGUGAAAUGGCAUGAGGAGAAUACGUCCAGUAUAGUGCUCUACAAAAUGUCAGAAUUAUCAGGAAUUACACUUACUCGUCCCAACUAUACUUCUCCUGAUCCUUUCUUGAAAGUAAAUCAGGAUCAUGUCGGCUUUUAUCGUGUCAACUAUGAAAAGGAAACCUGGGCUGACUUAGCCAAUAUUAUGAUGAAAAACCACCAGAAAUUUUCUUUGGCUGACCGUGCUGGCUUUUUAGAGGAUGCCUUUUCAUUGGCCAGGGCUGGACUACUAGAGUAUGGUUAUGCCCUAAACCUAACAAAAUACCUACAAGAUGAGAAAGACUACAUACCUUGGCACAGAGUCAUAGCAUCAGUAUCCUAUAUUGAAAGUAUGCUGAAAGAUGACCAUAUACUCUAUCCCAAGUUUCAGGCAUACUUCCGUAACCUACUCAAACCCAUUGUAACCCAACUGGGAUGGGACAACAAAGGAAACCAUAUUGACAGCCUUCUUCGUGUGACAGUUCUGGAUUUUGCAUGUAGCAUGGAUGAUCCAGAGGCUUUGAGUAACGCAUCUAGUUUAUUUACGGACUGGCAAAAGGGAAUAAGCCCAGAUGUAAAUCUCCGCCUCCUUGUCUACCGCUAUGGAAUGCAACACUCAGGCAAUGAGGAAGCUUGGAAUUACAUGUUUCAGAAGUACCAGAAUACAACAUUAGCUCAAGAAAAGGAGAAGCUGCUGUAUGGCCUGGCAUCUGUGCAAAAUGUCACCUUGCUAAACAGAUUUUUAAAGGUGAUCAAUGACACGAAUCUCAUUAAAAGUCAAGACGUGUUCACAGUCUUGAGGUACAUCUCCUACAAUAGCUAUGGCAAAACUAUGGCAUGGGACUGGGUACGGCUCAACUGGGAAUCUUUAGUCAGCAGAUACACUCUCAAUGACAGAAAUCUUGGUCGUCUCGUAUCCAGAAUAACUGAAUCUUUCAACACAGAGCUCCAGCUUUGGCAGAUGGAAUCUUUCUUUGAGAAAUAUCCUAAUGCUGGAGCUGGAACAGCAUCCAGAAAGCAGGCUCUGGAAACACUGAAGAGCAACAUUGAAUGGCUAAAGAAUUACAGAGAAGAGAUAGCUGCCUGGCUGACCAGUUAAGGGUGAACAUGCCUCACAUAAAGAUCCUCACAUUUACUGAUUUGACAUAAACUCUUCAAGAUCUUAUGUUCAAAGCACAACAAAUGGGAACUUUUUCCUUUUUUCUUGGGAGUCAUGAUACAGUGGCUGCCAUGCACAAAGAAUACAGUAGACACUCGGUUUGCAAAUGUUAAUUUAUUUAAAAGUCUUCUCCAGCUAGUUGGGUGACAACUCUAGAUCUUGAACACCUUGUUGCUGAUUGUUUUAGUGGGAUUACUUGCAUCUCUAAAAUGGUCAUAAUGUGUUUCUACUUUUAAAAUCAGGAUUCUCUGUGUGUAUUGACUUAUUUUUAUUUGCAUUUACCACACGCAAAUGUUGAAAUCAGUCCCCUUUAACUGUUUGAAACCCCUGCAUGUGUUCCAUAUACCCAGGGUGCCUUUCCAAUGUAACUUAGAAUCCAUUCCAGAGGAAGAAUUUUGCCUUUGAUUCCAUUAAAGAAAAUGUCGAAAUGU
This is a messenger RNA of Sphaerodactylus townsendi, 3703 nucleotides long. RefSeq names its product glutamyl aminopeptidase (gene ENPEP). The coding region runs from base 288 to 3212 and encodes 974 amino acids. The record is from RefSeq and is a predicted model, not a curated record. Gene Ontology annotation, cellular component: cytoplasm. The transcript is spliced from 20 exons. Lineage: Eukaryota; Metazoa; Chordata; Lepidosauria; Squamata; Sphaerodactylidae. Gene Ontology annotation, biological process: proteolysis; peptide catabolic process. Gene Ontology annotation, molecular function: metalloaminopeptidase activity; zinc ion binding; peptide binding.